Messenger RNA from Larimichthys crocea (large yellow croaker), 2767 nucleotides. It is a transcript of the gene nxph2a, whose product is annotated as neurexophilin 2a. Bases 685 to 1476 code for a protein of 263 amino acids. The record is from RefSeq and is a predicted model, not a curated record. The transcript has 3 exons. Gene Ontology annotation, molecular function: signaling receptor binding. Lineage: Eukaryota; Metazoa; Chordata; Actinopteri; Sciaenidae.
AAAAAAAAACGUGGACGUGUCGCUGAACAAAACCUGAUAUCAGUGACAUCAAGCCUUUUACUUGUCUCUUCGACCGAGAGAGUAAGACUUCAAAGGUAGAUCUUUGGUCUGACUCUCCACACGGAUGCGCGCCGACCUUGGAGACUCCAGACGCGCAGCGGAGGAUUUUGCGCACUGAAAUCAAAUAGAGCUGAAGAGAGCGCACUGCUGUCUGAAUGACUGCAGUCCUGUCACUGGGAUACGGGCUCACUUGGCUAUACUUUUUACAGCGCACAUCGCUAUCGUAUUGAUAUUGUUUAUUGGAUUAAGUAGGGGAAAAUAUAACGCGCAUUUUAUUUCGGUUUUGCUUUGAUUCGCAACUUAGAGGAGUGUUGUUUGAACUGAGCCGCUGAAUGUAGCCGUUUCACCUUAUUUGUAGAGAAAUACAAGUGUCCCAGCUGCACAGGGGAGACGAGAGACGGAGACGUUUGAGAGGAUUUUAGGACUCUUUCCCAAAAGUGGAUUGAACAAGGAUGAUUCCAACCACCUUACAUAAUUAAGUGAGGUAUAACAUUUGGAAAAAAAAGAAGAAAAAAAACGGUGAUCACAGCAAUGCUUCAAAGGCAUGUGGGUCUGUCCCUCUCCAAAAUUUCCAGAGAGGAUUUAAGCGCCGCUCAUUUCGAAUAAGUCGAGAAGUCUGUGAAGAUGAGAGCUCUGCAAACAUUCCUGUUUCUUUUCCUCCUACACCAGGUCACAUGCAAGAAAAUGCAUGGAGGAGCCACAGAGCUCAUCGAAUGGAGCAACAGUGAUGAUGAACAGAAGAUUUCUCCCACGGGGGCCACUCCACGGAUCCUCAACCCCCUGCGUUUGUUUGCCAGGGGCUCCCCCGGGUUCAAGAGCAACAUGAGGGAAAUUACAUAUUUACAGAACAUGGAGGACUUCUGGGACUGGUUAUCUAACCAGACAGAUGUUCAGGGUGCACAGGCCAGAACUAAACGCAGGCCCAUCGUCAAGACUGGCAAGUUCAAAAAGAUGUUCGGGUGGGGGGAUUUCCACUCCAAUAUCAAGACUGUCAAGCUUAACCUGCUCAUUACAGGGAAGAUUGUGGAUCACGGGAACGGCACCUUUAGCGUUUACUUCCGCCAUAACUCCACGGGUCUGGGGAAUGUGUCGGUCAGCCUGGUACCACCCUCCAAGGUGGUGGAGUUUGAGAUCGCCCAGCAGUCCACACUGGAGACCAAAGACACCAAAUCAUUCAACUGUCGCAUUGAGUACGAGAAGACGGACCGCAACAAGAAGACUGCCCUGUGCAACUUUGACACGUCCAAGGUGUGCUAUCAGGAGCAGACGCAGAGCCAUGUGUCCUGGCUGUGCUCGAAACCCUUCAAAGUCAUAUGCAUCUAUAUAGCCUUUUACAGUGUAGACUAUAAACUGGUGCAAAAGGUAUGUCCUGACUACAACUACCAUAGUGACACACCUUACUCCUCCACAGGAUGAUCUAGUUGUGUUGUUAGUGUGCAUCGACCUUUUGUGUGAUCUUCAAAUGUAAAUGUCAACCUCUAAGUUCCUUGUCCCGAAACACCUAAGUACCUGAGAUGACCUGACACGUUGCGGGAAGUGCAACUUAUAAUGGGACACACUCUGGAGGGAUUUGAUGCAUUGUUACAAACUUUUGUGUAUACUGCAGAUAUAUAUACUGAUCUAAUAUUCGAGAUAGUUAGGUGUCCAGGGACUUGGUUUUAGGGGUUGAUUUGGGAUUCCGAGCUAGUAGCUACCAACCCCAGGUGACCCCUCCCCAUCAUAACAGCACAUGUUCUUCGUAAACCACUGGUAUAAUUAGCAUGUUGUCCAGAUGUUUUCUUCAAGGCUAGACCAUAGGCAAGCGUCCUCCCAGUUGGAAGCGAAUACUGACUGCUGUGCCAGUGCUGCAUUGAUGCUAACAUUGUGAAACAAUUUCCUCACCUCAGCCAGUUACGGGAUGAAAUACGACAAGGCUUUGAAAUCGUGUUAAUUAUUACAUCACCGAGACAUUUGAAUUGUUAUUCAACAGGGCAUAAAAUUAGAUAUUUCACUUUUGAAACCUCGCUAUAUUUCGACUGAGUCAAAAUGAAAUGGUUCAUUGGAUUCAAAGGAGAGGAGGAGCAAACACCCAUUUGUACCUGUUCACAGAACACAGACAUGACAGUAUCUAAUAUAGAUUUGAUUUGGUUUGAUUAAUGGGUAUUUUGUCAAGUAGAUCUACAGUUGUAAAUAAUUAAUAUGGCCUUACAAUCUAUAUUUUAUCUCAUAUAAGGAGUGGAAUAAAUUGCUUGAUUAUGUGUCCAUGACAAAAUAAAUUGAUCCGACACGUCUAAUCCAAAGGCAAGUAGAAAUCAUAAAUCAUUACAUGUGCAUAUGUAGGUACCCAUUCAUGUAUAACCUGGCUGCUACCUUGAGAGCUCCUUAAAAUGUGUCGGGUUUUCUGCUGUUAUCAUCAUAAGGCAUGUGUAUGCUAAACUAGCCUGAAAUCCAACAUCUGUGUUUGCAGGAUGUACUUUGAGGCAUCAGCCUGCUGAACGGGCCCCGCAGUGGAUUAAUGUGUCAGGAGAGGUUGGGGGAAAGCGAUAAUUGCUGGACAGGUGGAUUUAGUGAGUCUGGCAGACAAUUAUCAGCACUUUGUCAUGGUCCUGCCACCAGCCCUGACAUUACCUGUCUUUAAUAGGCUUUAAUUAGCCUGGGAAAUUUCAUUUACCUAAGACCAAGAGCGGAGAAACCAAAAGCCCCUCCAAAAAAAAAGAAGAAAAAAGGC